GCGCUACCAAUCAGCCAAUCGGCAAGCUCCCAGCGCCUCUGCGGAUUCCAUAACAAGUGUUUGGUCUCGGAUGGAGAGAGGCGGAUUCUCUCAAAAUCGCGCACCCGUCUCGCUUAAAUUCAAUAAUGCUCAGAUUUUCCUUCCACCUCCUGGUCUUGAGAGUCUAAAUUUCUUGCGUGGGCCUUGUGGGUAAUGUCUCCCUCAUCAUCUGCAUCAUUCAGACCAGGGUCUCCUCGGGCAAGACGUUUGAGUUGUUUUUUCUGGGAUUGGCCACGGCCAACCUGGAAGAGAUUGUCUUCGUCAACAUCUAUGACUUUGUCAUCCUUCAGAGGUCCUACUCUGUCUGGGACGCGUGGCUGUGCCGUUCGCUGAAGUUCUUGAUGGUGUUGGGGGAAAUCAGCGGCAUCCUCUUCACUGUCCUCAUCAGCGACUACUGCUACCAGAAGCUCAGAGACGCCAACAAGAGGGUCCACCUUGCCAUCUACCUGGAUAACAUCCGUGCUGCCUGGAAGGCAAUCGGGUUUUGCGUUGGUAUCUCUAUGCUCUUGAGUGCCCCCAUUUUUGUCGUGAAACUGCAAGGCCGGAACCAUACUUCGAACCACACAGGAUGCUGGCCGGAUUUCUUUCUAUGCAGCAACGACCUCUGUCCGACGAUUAACCGCAUUUACAAGUAUGCCUUCAUCCUGCUGUGCUACGUGCUGCUUCUGGCCGUCGUCACGCUUACAAGCUGCUUCAUCGUCGCCGUGCUGCUCGGACCAAGGACCGCAGUUAAGACUGUCGCUAGCGUGUGUGGCUCCACCCAGAUUGAGAGAAGGCGUAAGGUUCGGAGGCUCGCGAUGGCUUUGUUUCAGGUAGACUGGACUCUCUAUCUGAUUUUGCAAAUGAUUUUCAACGCCACUGACUUUCUAUUUUGGAUAGAACUGGAGUUCUUUAUUACCACGUCCUACAUGUCCAUCAGUCCAUACGUGUUUGGGAUAGCUAAAAGCUUAUUCGCCAUUAAGAACUUUUGGAAAAAGUAGUAUCUUUGGUGUUUUUUGUUUUUAAGACUUAAUAAAACCUGGGUGUUCCAGGCAGACUGGACUAUCUAUCUGGUCUUCCCGAUGACUUUCAACCCCACCAAUGUUGCCUUUUGAGCAGGACUUGAGUUCUUCAUAAGCCACAUCCUCCACCUCCAUACGGGUACGUGAUCAGAAAUGGCUUGGUCUCUGUCAAAAACUUAAAAGAAAAGGUAGUUUCUAGAUGUUCUUCUUCUUCACUAUCGAGACUGUAAAGAAAAAAAACCUGAAGAAUUUUUAAACAGAAGGCUCUCCACCAUUUGUAAGGUCCAUUGUGACCCAAAAAAACGUUUAGUUUAUCCAUCGGAAUUGAAUGGGUACCUUGUGAUGGAAUCGGCGGUUGUGUAGUGUUAAACCUAACUGGCAAUGCAGUCCAGUUCAAUGCAAAUGUCAAAAGUGCAUUUACUGUAUACGGCUUGUCCCUUUUUCCGUUUAAAAAAAAAACAAAACAGUACAUUAUAAUGCUCAACGCUCUCAAGGAGGGUUUGUUGCAGGGCUUUUGUAACACGCGCCGUUUGUUUUAUUUGCCUAAUAAAUAUUAAAGUGGCCGCGCGACAUAUUGAUAAAAUGUGUUACUUCUGGAGUUGUCACCCUUUGCCCGACCCACAUUUAGCCCCAACCACCCCGUCCACAUUUUGUAUUUUUGCUCUUAAACUUUCACUAGAUCAUCACACUAUCUCCUGUAUGUAUGUAAAGUCAAUCAAUUUGAACUGAAAAUAGUAGAGAACAAUGCAACUUGUAAUUGUUGAUGUCAAGCAAUUAAAACACAUGUUGCUGGUUA
Phyllopteryx taeniolatus (common seadragon) is the source of this 1836-nucleotide messenger RNA. RefSeq lists its product as uncharacterized. Gene Ontology annotation, cellular component: membrane; neuron projection. Lineage: Eukaryota; Metazoa; Chordata; Actinopteri; Syngnathiformes; Syngnathidae. Gene Ontology annotation, molecular function: neuropeptide binding; G protein-coupled receptor activity. Gene Ontology annotation, biological process: neuropeptide signaling pathway. The record is from RefSeq and is a predicted model, not a curated record.